Belonocnema kinseyi is the source of this 3126-nucleotide messenger RNA. RefSeq names its product cohesin subunit SA-1-like. Gene Ontology annotation, cellular component: nucleus; cohesin complex; chromatin. The record is from RefSeq and is a predicted model, not a curated record. Gene Ontology annotation, molecular function: chromatin binding. NCBI's taxonomy places the organism in Eukaryota, Metazoa, Arthropoda, Insecta, Hymenoptera, Cynipidae. Gene Ontology annotation, biological process: sister chromatid cohesion. The coding region runs from base 45 to 3032 and encodes 995 amino acids. The transcript is spliced from 14 exons.
UUUUCGUCGACUUGAGUGGUUGCAAAGCACGUAUUUCUACUGAAAUGCGAACCCAGAUGGAUAAAAACCAUAUGAUUAAUAGGUUGACUGAAGAAUUGGACGAGGAUGUCGCUAUAAAGUAUCCUUUGAUAAAAGCUGGACAAAAAUGGAAAGAGCUUCGCUUAAAUUUUUGCGAGUUUUUAGACAUUUUGGUUAAGCAGUGUCACGAGAAUAGAAUAAUGUAUGACAAGUAUUUUUUGGAAAAUAUUAUUCUCUUUCUGAUUUCGCUCUCCGAAUCACAAGUGAGGACUUUCAGAUUCACAGCGACCCUUUCAGUAAUGAAACUUACGACAGCUUUGGUGGAUGUUGUUGCGGAAAUAUUUAAUGAUUUGACAGGAACUGAUAGGGAGCACUUGGAUGAAAGUCAGCGUGAACGGAAUGAAGACAUUGAUCAAAUGAGACGCUUGGUGGCUGAAAUGAUUGAAUCCGUUUUCGUUCACAGGUUCAAAGAUAUUUGUCCAGAAAUUCGAGUCAUUUGCAUGGAAGAAAUGGGCCUUUGGAUCCAGAAAUUACCUCAGGAUUUCCUCGAUGACAAUUGCUUGAAAUAUAUCGGAUGGAACCUUUAUGACAGUUCCGGAGAAGUUAGAUUGAAAUGCCUUGAAGCUCUGCAGCCUUUGUACGCUUCAGAAGAUAUGUGUCCAAAACUAGAGAACUUCAGUGUUAAAUUCAAGGACAGGAUUGUCAAUAUGACUCGCGAUAAGGAAAAUGAAGUAGCUGUGGAAGCAGUGAAGAUUAUGGUGUCAAUCUUAAAAUGUCACCCCAAGCUCCGCACGGAUAAAAUGGAUGAAAUUAUCUUUGAAUUGGUCUUUGAGUCUUAUCAACCACUCGCUCGUGCAGCUGCCCAGUAUUUGAGCAAGCGUUUGAUGACGUUUGAUGAAGAAGGAGUCAUUGAAGUUAAGACUUUGAUUCAAGAUUUGGUUCUCUUUUAUAUAGAGUCUGAGGUUUCUGGACAUGCGGAUUUAUUGGUAGAUUCCCUGAUGGAAAUCAAUGAGAUGAUGAAGGACUGGGAAUGCAUGACUGAUUUACUUCUUGAAGAUUCAGAGGAACAAGUUUCGGAAAAUCAGGACAAAGCAGAUAGUGUUCUUAUUGAGUUGAUGGUUUGCUGCAUAAAACAAGCUGCGACUGGUGAAAUUCCAGAACGUCGAGUACCAAAACGCAAGAUGUCAACAAAGGAAGAGCAACAAGUUAAACAAGACAGGGAGAAAAUAACGAAACAUUUUGUCGAAAAUUUGCCUCUUCUGCUCUCUAAAUACAGCAAUGAUCCUAAGAAACUGGCAAAUCUGCUCACCAUUCCACAAUAUUUUGACCUGUUUAUCUACGUCAAGCUCAAGGAAGAAGACAAUUUGGAAGCAUUACUCCACGAAAUGCAGAUGAUUGUAGAAACUGUUGAUGACUCUGUUGUGCUGGAAACAGCAUCAAAAACCUUUGAAUGCAUGUGUGUUAACACGGAAGGCCAUCCGAAUUUCGCUAGGUGUGAUCUUGCACGUACGAGAUUGAUUGAUGAGAUUGUAAAAAACUACAAAACAGCAAUAGAAGAAUACAGAACUACCUUGGAGGCAAAGAAAGAAAUCGAUUCAAAACUUUCCAUCAAAGUUACACAGUUUCUCAAGCAAGUCGCUCUUUUUUACACAAAUCACGACCUGAAUCAUUGGCAGCUUUGGGAUUCGCUCUUUAAGAAUAUUUUAGAUACAUUUUUAAUGACCGAUACUCGAAAUUCGCUUUCUGAUGAGGCAGUCAAGUACUGCAUAACUUCCUGCUACUUUUCAUUUCUGUGGGGCCAACAUCAUCUCUUUAAAUGGGCGGAUUCGGAUUCACAAAGCGAUGAAAAGUGUAAGGUUUUGAGAGAACACUUGGACGAUUUCAUGGUAUUGAUAUGUAGCUUCAGUGGCGACAAGAUGAAAAGGCCAGUACCAGACGCUUUGAGAGAAGAUGCUUUCAUUGCAUUUUGUGAUCUGCUUGCAAUUUUUUCUAACCGGUUGCAAAGCCAUCCCGAACCUUUGAUGCAUCAAUUGAUUUACACACCGACUCCUAUGAUGCAUACAAUUAUACGAAAUUUCUUACAGAAGUUCGUUUUUGUUGAGAAAGAAGAUGACGAAGUGGAUGAACCUUCAAGGAUGGAAGAUUUGGCCAAAAGGAGAAACUUGCUUGCAGGUUACUGCAAGUUGAUUGUCUACAAUAUGAUAUCAGCGAAAGAAGCUGUAUUUGUCUUUAAGAAUUAUGUUAAAUACAAAAAGGACUAUGGAGACCUCAUCAAAGAGACAUUGAUUAAAACGAGGGAUAUUAGCAAUAAAAACUGUGCACUCGUUAUGCAAUACACUUUAAAUUGUCUCUACCGUGAAAUCGUUGCUGAAAAGGGAAAAGUUAGCACAAACAGCACCGAAUUUCACGAGAUUAAGGAACUGGCGAUACAGUUUUCGGUAUUAUUCAAAGGCGACAAAUCGAGAAAUCGAGAUGCAAUGAUAGGUCUACACAAGGCGGGAAUUCGUUUUGCUGUAUCAGAACCACGAGCCGUUGAAUUAGAUUCCAAAAAACCGCCAACUAAUCUUUCUUUCCUGGAAAUUCUCUCUGAGUUUACUAAUAAGCUUUUGAAGAAUGACAAGCUUGUUAUAUUGAACUUCCUCAAUGAUUACAUUCCGAAUAGAAUGCUGUCUUCACGAGAUGAUGAUUGGAAGCCUUUAAUAAAGUACAGAAAUAGUCUCCUGCAAAGCGAAAAGCAAACUCCUGAAUUACCUGGCAAAUCGAAGAAAAAUAAACUAAGGAAACCGGAAUUGUCGGUCUCGAAAAUAACAUUACCACGCCCAAGUUCUAGUGGAAAUGACAGUAAUUUAGAAAUCACCUUGAUUGCAAAUGAAGAUGAUGAAGUUUCACCACCACCAAUAAUCGAAAAUUCAUCAUCAUCGUCAGCUUCAAUUCCUUUUACUGGUAGAAGCAGCUCUAGAGGAAGUCUCUCGAAUCUCUUCAUUAUGGAAACGGAUGACAUUAUGGAAGAAUAGAUUCAGUUGAAUGAAUGAUUGAUAAACAUUUAUAAUUUAAGGUAUAUUCUACUUUUGUUAGUACUGAUUUAUCAGAAAAAUGUGAUCAUUAUCU